Molecule: messenger RNA, 1806 nt
Organism: Echinococcus granulosus
Lineage: Eukaryota; Metazoa; Platyhelminthes; Cestoda; Cyclophyllidea; Taeniidae
Exons: 9
Coding region: 1-1806 (601 amino acids)
Source: RefSeq, a predicted model, not a curated record
AUGGACUUUUCCAAUGCGCCUAUUGCUGUUUUGGAGGUUGAUGAAUUUUCGUGUACCAGCAAAAGUGAUCCCUUGGAUCAGCCAUGCGAAGGAGUGUUGAAGCGUUCUCUGUCUGAUCCGUUUGACAUAUCUGGUGGAUUACAACUAGAAGCAUCGCUCGAGCAUCUCAUAUGGACCUUUGAUGACAAUGUUUCCCGUGGACUGAUGGAUUCAUCUGAUGUUGAUGAGUCUACUAGUCACCGAGAUACUAAUGCGUCGUUAGAUGCUAUUAAGUCAUUCUGGCGAAUAAGCGUUGCACCGAUUGAAAACCCCAAGGAUUCCUAUCCGCUUGAAAAGCGACCUAUAGCGCUCAAUAAGGAGGAUCUUCACAUGGCAGAUGCUGAAUCCGUUUCUGAUGCAGAAUUUGAAGCGUUUGCUCUUAAUACUGAGUUACUCUUGGAACGUGAGAAACUGGCUGUGAUUGGAAAGGAAAUUGUUAAGGAGGGGAGGGAGAUGGAGGAUGACGACACGGUGGCGACAAACUCUCUUGACCCCUUCUCCUCGUCCUCCUGUGAGUCACUCCCCAACUCUCUUUCAAACACGCCUCCAACACACCUCCCGCCUAACCAACAGCCGACGAUGACGAUAGCAACGGUAGCAUUGGAUACGACAGAGGACCAGGCUUUAGACGCCUCCUUGAGAUGGGCCAGUCUCCAGGCUGCUCUAGAGGCCUUCAAGGCGCGCCAUCCAACUCUGCCGCUCAUUGAAACUCCCGAUUGGGCUCAAGAAUUGGAGCGUCUAUCACUACAGCUUCUGCGCCACUACGUGAAUGAGUUGGAGACAGAGACGGGCAGCAUCUCCGAACUCCUUGUCUCCUCUCUAGCGGAGCGCGAGGAACUGCGUCUCUUCCGCGAAGUUCUAGACAACUUUGUCGUCCUUCACAACACCCUCCAACUCCGACGACGCAAAGCCGCUGAGGCUGUGCUCGCCAACACUACUCGAUCUACUCUGGUUCAUCUCAAGCAACAUCUGAGUCAUUCAGGGAUGCAUCGACGAGUCCCACGUUUGAAUUCACCGGAGAGUCUGAUCGAGUUGACUAACCUGUCGAAGCGGGGUGAUGGCCUUUCGGGUAGCGCAGUUUCGUUGAAUCUGCAAAGACAGGAACUAGAGCGUAUGCCACGCGGUCACCAUAUCGGGGAGCCCAUUGAAUUCCCUGGUCUACGAUCAGCUCUGAGUCGCCUCUCCGGUUUGCUUACAGGCCAGACCGCAGCGACACCGGUUCUCACUGAAGAUGCAGUUACCAUGGCCACACGAGCCGUUGCCGAUGCUGAGGCAAGCCGCAGACGUUUGGCUAGUUCCAAGGUCCCGAAACGCUUGAUUGAGGACGCGCAGAAAAAUGGUGAUAAACUGCCCCUUUAUGACCUCCCUUGGCCAAUGGGACGACCGGAGUUUAGCCAGUCCUUAAAAUUGCACAUUCCUGUUCCUACCUCUGAAUUGGCUUCUUGGCUUCCUCCAAGGCUGCGCAUAAUUAAUCAAAUUUUGCUAGCUGCCUUGCACGAGUCUUCGGAGGUCAAUAAGCUCCUAAAAGAGCUUCAAGAAUUCGACCCAUUGGUCGAAGCUGAGCAACUGCAACGAACAUCCAAACACUUAUCCGCCAGUGGCUUCGAGUCAGCUCAGGUGGAUUCUCUGCGGAUUCUUUAUUCCUCGUGUGAGGUUGGGCCGCGGAAAACCGUCAGCUUUGAUUGGCACGGAACGAAGGAGUUGUUUAAAGCUCUUGCUACUGAACGUAACGGCAGUGUACCUCGUCACACCUCCCCAGUUGCUUGA